AAGAACGAUUCAUUGACGAAUCGGACAGCACUACUGUUAAACCUGACUUGAAACUUCUGUAGUUAGAAAAUCGGCGUCGUCACCAACUAUAUUAGGGAACAAUUGCUAUUGAAUUUUCUAACACACACACACGAAUGGGGUUUAUUUCGACAAACUUUGUACGGAGAUCGUCAGACUGGAGGUAAUCAUGCAUUUAAAGCGCGGAGACCGAUAAGUUAGCUGGAUUGUUUAUAUGGCGAUUUUACCUGUAAGAGUUGAGUUUGCGUGAGUGGCAUGUGUUUGGAGACAUGUCUCAAGCCUCAAGGACCAAGAAACCCGACGUGAAAGUCGUCAUUCUGGGGGACAUGAACGUGGGAAAGACUUCUCUCCUCCACAGAUACACGGAGAGGAAAUUUAAGGACACUAUAAGCACAGUCGGAGGGGCGUUCUUCCUCAAACAGUGGGGACCCUACAACAUUUCUAUAUGGGACACUGCAGGUCGAGAGCAGUUUCAUGGCCUGGGCUCCAUGUACUGCCGUGGUGCAGCUGCAGUCAUCCUCACCUAUGACGUUACCAACUGGCAGAGCCUGGCUGAGCUGGAAAACCGCUUCCUGUCCCUGACCGACACUGCUAACACUGACUGCAUCUUUGCCAUUGUGGGUAACAAAGCGGACCUUACCGACGCUCUCGCUCAAGAGCCAGUCACAGAGAGCGAGCGAAGAGACGAACCCCAGCCUGUGGUCACGUGUCCAACUCCCCCCGCCACUCCGCUUCAGCACAAACAGGUCAGCAGAGAGGACGCCAUGGCCCUGUACGGCCGCGUGCUUCGCUACAAAGGCCUGGAGGAGAAGGCCUGUCUGCCCGCCGACAGGAUGUGCUUUGAGACAAGCGCUAAAACGGGUUACAGUGUGGACGCUUUGUUUGAAACCCUCUUUGAACUGGUUCUGCCCUCCAUCCUGAAGAAAAGGAGCGAGGGAGAGAGCGCCACUGUGGACCUGGAGACGCCAAUGGAGCCAAAAAGGACUAAAGCAGGAUGUUGUGCCUAGAGCUGGACAAACAUAGGAGACGUGAGAAUUGUUGUCAAUCCGUGCCAAAGGAGGAAUGGAUCAAAAUCAUACCUAAAACUAGAAUUCAUGUGAACUACUGCUAUGUACUUGUUUUUUUUUUCUCCAGAGCAGUAUUAAAAAACUUUUGGGGGGAAUUAAAAGAUAGAAGCACUUGAUAAUCAUACAGAAUAGCUGAUUUUUAGUUUUUAUUUUCUGUGAUUUUUUUUCUUUGCAUUAAUGGAAUGAAAUUG
Messenger RNA from Sinocyclocheilus rhinocerous, 1276 nucleotides. RefSeq names its product ras-related protein Rab-20-like. The record is from RefSeq and is a predicted model, not a curated record. The transcript is spliced from 2 exons. Lineage: Eukaryota; Metazoa; Chordata; Actinopteri; Cypriniformes; Cyprinidae. Bases 288 to 1025 code for a protein of 245 amino acids. Gene Ontology annotation, molecular function: GTPase activity; GTP binding.